AUUUGAGCAUUGACAAGACCCACAAAAUAAUGAGAUCACAUUUGAUGCUGCUACUCUCAUAUUUUGAUGUGAUUAUUAGGGGUUUAUUGUUUAUAAUAUGAGUUGCAGUCAGCAAAAUAGAGAAGUGGGACAGAAAAUGGUGGGCACACUUAUCUCCUCUGCCCACUGUGAUUAUGCAUUAAUCACAGCUCACUAAAAUGGCAAGAUAUUUCAAAUUUAUUUUCCAAUAUUUAAUUCUUGACAAUUUGUCUCCAUCAAGUCAAAUAUAUCUAAUCUUUUUCUCUUUAUUUUUUUCUCUUUGGAAAAUGACCAUAGGAAUAGGUAAAUGUUAGUGAUAUUGCCAUUAAAUAAUCAGUUCAUUGAUUCAUUCAUUUCAUUGUCUCAUAUUGUUUUGUUUUCAGAUGCAUCUUUUCUUCUCAUUCACUUCUUCUUAAUACUACUAUAUAAAUAUAUUUUUCUUUUACAAUUUAAUUCUCACCAUUAGAGGUGCCACUCUCUCUCUCUCUCUCUCCCUUAUUUGAAUUUGUACCCCUUUUCUUUGGUUGCUUGUAUUUCACACCAUGGGGCUCGUUGACUUGGGCUCAGCUAAAUUCCACCAUGGGUUCUCCCCCACCUUUACCGUUACCUUCUUCUUUACAUGUGAGGUCUAAAUAGCAAAUGUUUCUUUGCACACACAUCGGCAUUUCUGUGUUAGAGAGAGAGAGGGGGAGAGGGAGGAGUCGUAGGAGGUAUAAGAGGGGUUAGACUUGAUAAAGAUUGUUUUUUUUUUUGGUGUGUGUGUGUGUGUGUGGAAAGAUUAGAAUAUAGGUAUGCAGUAGUUGUUCAAAGAUGCAGUCUUUUCUAGCUUUUUUAAUUUCUUGAUUUGUAGGUUUGUUUGGAGGGGUUUCAUUUUAGCUGUUAUGAACAGUACAAGAUUUGAAAAUUUCUGGUAUUUGCAGUUGUGGGACACUCAAAUAAUUAGAAGAAAGAGUAGAGAGCGGUGUAUUUCAAAAAAGGAAAGGCGAAUUGGGGUGUUUGGCUUUUGUACAGUAGGCAGCAAACAAUAGCAAAAAAAGGGUAAAAAUGAUAACUCCAGGCAUAAAUUUAGUGAUGACUGUGAUUGGAUUUGGAUUGAGUAUCAUGUUCAUAGUGUUUGUGUGCACGAGGCUGAUUUGUGCUAGGAUACAAUUGAGUGCAUCACGCAGGUCUCUUGCCAGGGCAAAUAGAUCUGAUCUUAGCAAUUUGGAGAGGGGUUUUCAUGGUCUCGAGCCUCUAGCGCUGGCCAACUUUCCUAUGAUGAAGUAUAGAGAAUUAUGUUUGUCCUCAGAAGAAAAUGCUUGCCAGAGAUGCACGGUGUGCUUGGGCGACUACCACGACGAAGACACGCUGUGUGUGCUGCCAGUGUGCAGGCAUGCAUUCCACGCAACGUGCAUUGGGAUCUGGCUGCAGCAGCAAUCCACGUGUCCCGUUUGUCGGAUCUCUCUGCUCGAGCUUCCGGAGAGGAAGUGGUAUAUGCAGCCGAUGUUUAGCCAAGCAGUGCGGUCUCAGCACCGGAUGCAAUCAGUUAACGCGCACUAUUGCCACUGCAUGGCAAACGGGAAUAGGCAGCUGUCCAACCACCAUGUCGAGGAGCCAUCGGAGGGAGGCGCAGGGCACAGCAACGGUCGUGAAAAGAGUCGAAAACCAGAGAGCCCGUCGUCGAACCAAUAGUGAGCCAUUAUCCGACCAGAUCUUUGGAAUUGGUUUCACCUUGGCUUUCUGUAAAUAUGCUGUUGGUUUCUGCUCCUGUAUUUUCCUCUUCUUUUCUCCUUUUACUUCAUUUGGAAAGCAAUGUCAUAUAUAUAGUUCCUGCUUGUCUUAUUA
This is a messenger RNA of Salvia miltiorrhiza (redroot sage), 1842 nucleotides long. RefSeq names its product RING-H2 finger protein ATL73-like. The record is from RefSeq and is a predicted model, not a curated record. The transcript has 3 exons. The coding region runs from base 1063 to 1689 and encodes 208 amino acids. Lineage: Eukaryota; Viridiplantae; Streptophyta; Magnoliopsida; Lamiales; Lamiaceae.